Molecule: messenger RNA, 2847 nt
Organism: Kuraishia capsulata CBS 1993
Lineage: Eukaryota; Fungi; Ascomycota; Pichiomycetes; Pichiales; Pichiaceae
Exons: 1
Coding region: 1-2847 (948 amino acids)
Cellular component (GO): cytoplasmic stress granule; cytosol; ribonucleoprotein complex
Molecular function (GO): poly(A) binding; poly(U) RNA binding; mRNA 3'-UTR binding
Source: RefSeq, a predicted model, not a curated record
AUGAGCGACAAUGAAUCCGUAUCGAUGGAUCUUUGUGUUCUCAGGAAUCGUGUUAUUCUAAACAUUCAGGAUAGGGAUUCCCACUUUGCGCUGCUUGGGCACCUGAUGCGAUUGAGGAAGGACACUGAGGACAAGGACAAGGACACUUUUCGCAAAAAAAUAACUCAAGAAUACGAAACACUGAGAGAGAGCACGGCGAACCGGUUUAUUAUCUCUGAGGACGAGUGGGAGAUCUGGAGGCAAGACGAGCAGGCUCUAUUAGACAAUCCUGAUACUUUCUCCGAAGGUCAAGAAGGCAUGGCCAAGUUGUUAUGGUUGAAAUACUCUCAGUUUAAAUAUUUUGAGGAUGCCAAAGUUUUCUGCAAGUUUAUACUCCAAUUUCCCGAGAACUCGAUCUCUUUUGCCCCGAAAUUGUUUUCCAAUUUAGUGCAAGACUUCAAGUAUAACUAUUUGCAUGGUUACAAAGUUUGGGAGAUGUGUCUAGAAUAUCCCAAUGCGUGGAUCACAGUCCAGCCCGAUAAUCCAACCAUAUGGAACGAAGAAUUAUAUGAAAAAUUCGAGAAGGUGGUGAAAUCUUCUGGUAUUGACCACCCAGAGCAUCGUCUCGAACCAGCCAGAGCCGAAUUGAAAAGACUCAAGGGACUCGAGCCACUCAUGGAACGCUGGGAAGUCCGUAAGAUCUCAGAGAAGGAUGAUCCCGAGUUCUGGAUCCGCGCCAUUGAUUUUUAUGCAAGUAAGCCCAACUUCAAAAUUACUCAGAUGUUUUUGCAAGCCGUUCGAGACCGCACUGGUCCGGCAUGGGAGGCUGUUUGGUUGCAUGCUCUUCCAUUUUUGAAAAAAGAAAAAUCGGACUCCGCGAGAUUUCUUUUCCUGAAAUAUUUUCCUGGUAAAGUGGAAGCUUUCGAAUUUUACCUGCAUAUAGGUAGUCAUGCUACUAUUGCCAGGGACCGACUGGAGCUCUUGAAGUUGUCACCAUGUCCCGAGAUAGUGAACUCUUCCGAGGGCAAGGACAUGAUUCUCGGAUUGCUGAAUGGCAUAUUCAGGAUACCAGUAGAUGAAGAGGCCGCUGUUGAAUUAGCAUUGAAAAAAAUUAUCUCCUUAGCUCUUGAGGCAGACGACGUUUUCCACACCUUAGAGAAGUUCAUCAUUCAACUAUGUUUCGUAAGGUUUGGAAAGUUUGGGAGUUACAUGGCUGAAGAGUUUCUUGAGAAGGUACUCAAAUCCGAAAAAGCAAAGCACCAGGUCGAGACGUGGCUUCUGGCUUACCAGUUUAAUAAUGACGUUGGAAGUAACUAUGACAAAAAGAGGAAGCUGUUUGAGGAUGCAGCCAAGAUGAUCUCCGAACUCGAUUGGCCAGAAAGGCUGCUGGACGAGUGGAAACGCUUUGAAUAUAUGGAAGGAAACGAUAUAAGUAUAGCAAGAUUUCACAGAUCUCAAAGGUGGUGUUUGAAACAACUUGAAAAACGUGACGCGGAGUCCACAGAAGUUGUAACACAUGAGACCACAGAGGAACUGCUAGUACACGGAAAGCGAGCACAGGAAGAACAAAGUAAUGACCAGCCAUCCAAAAAGCCAAGAAUCAGCGAUAGGGCAACCAGAGACAGAGAACAUCUUACCGUUUCCGUUAAGGGAAUUCCCGCAUCCGCAUCUGAAAAAACCAUCGCUAGGUUUUUCAAAGGAUAUGGAACGACCAAGGAGAUCAGACUCAUCCCCGAGCUGAGGGAGGCCUUGGUUGAGUUUUCUGAAGAGUCGGAGGUUCUGGCUGCCCUAACGAGGGAUCAGAAGAAGAUAGACAAUGAGCUGGUCUCUGUCAAGAGGUUUAUCGAUUCCACGAUCUGGGUCACAAACUUCCCUCCAGAGUUCACGGAAACCGAAAUUCGCCAGAUUUUUGCCAAGUUUGGUACUAUCACAUCCUGCAGGUUCCCAUCUUUGAAGGCAAAUAUGCGCAGAAGGUUUUGCUACGUGGAGUUCGAUAGUGCUGAGGCCGCAUCGGAAGCGGCCAGCGAGAUGAAUGAUAAGAAUCUAGAGUCAAGAGAUGGUAGGACCUAUACGCUUGUUGCCAAAGUGUCAAAUCCGGGACGCAGGUCUGCGAGGUCUGGCGCAGUUGAGGAAGGAAGGGAACUGUUCGUUAGGGGCCUAGAUUUUAAAAAGGUCAAGAAGGACACGGUUGAAAGGAUAUUCGAGAGAUUUGGUGUUAUAGAAAGAGUGAACUUACCUUUGAGCAGUAAGGGAAGAGAAGCACACAGAGAGCACGAUGGGUUUGGAUUUGUCACUUUUGUUUCUGCGGAUGAUGCUACUAAAGCGCUUGAAUUGGACGGAUCGAUACUGGAAGGAAGAAUCAUCCAGGUCAGCACAGCUCAGCCAAAGGGCAAAAAGGUGGUGGUGGUAGAAAAUAAAGCAGAGAAAACGGAAACACACUCUAGGACAGAGAUCUUGGCAAAGUCCCUGGAACUACAGAAUUUUCCUGAUACUACAAAUGCAGAGAGUCUGGCCACUUUACUUGGGGAAUUCGGGCCUUUAGCAAAGCUGGUUGUUCAAUCUGACAGAGGUACUGCUGUCGCUGAGUUUGAGAACCAGGAAGACGCUGCAAAGGCCGAAAUAGCCUUGAACGGCAAGCAUAUGGCAGGCUCUAUUCUGAAGGUACGUUCGAGGCUUGAACCCGCUAAACCAAGAACAGCCCUCAGACCAGCUGCUGGCUUGUUCGUUCCAAGAGGUGCAAUGCUGAGGUCUAAACCAGUGGCUUCUUCUACAACUUCGGUAGGUACCAACGGAGAUUCUUCACAGUUGGCCGAAAAGACCCAAGCCAAGUCCAACGAUGAUUUCAGGAAGAUGUUCUUGAAAAAGUGA